AUGACCAUGACCAUGAUGGCGCGGGCAUCUUUGGUCAUGCUCCUCGUCCAGCAGGGCCUGGGAAAGGAGCCAUCGAACGCCUCUGACGCCGAGUGCCUCCUUCAAAAGAGGCACGACUUCGAAGAAGACGGUGCUCUGAGCGGCCUGGCUCUUUCGGACUCGAUCAUGCACUUCGCUGAUUCCCUGCAGCCAGGUGCCACGCAGGACCUCCUGCGCUCCUUCCGCAUCUGUGGCCGCUGCAAAGAAUGGCGGCGCUUCGGCGAAGAGAGAGAUGGUGGGUACUUGUCUUGUGUGGACCACAUGGAGCCUGAAGACAUCCGCGCUGCAUACUCCAUGGGCAUCGAACACCAUGACAUGUGGUCCAUGCACAUCCACGACAACUUUGGGGUCCCCAUCUAUCAAUACGAUUGCACGGUCGACGAGCCUGCUGCUGUCUGUGACAAGUGCAAGUUCUUCCAAUCCUGCCUGCAGGGUGAAAAUGGCAAGGGGGGCUUCCCAGACAAGACUGCCUGGACCCUGAAACAGGCAAUUGUCAAAUCCGGCAAAGACAAGCUGCCCGAUCGUAGUCUCCUGAUGAAGAUGGACAUUGAGGGUGCUGAGUGGCCUACACUUGGCACAGCGAGCCAGGAGACGUUAUCAAAGUUCCGGCAGCUGUUGAUCGAGUUCCACGACCUGGACGACGAGAAGCGCCACACUGAAUUCCUGCAGACCAUGCAGAACCUCAACAAGGCGUGGGGUUGUGAAAAAAGAUGCAAGAGCUGA
Messenger RNA from Symbiodinium pilosum, 762 nucleotides. NCBI's taxonomy places the organism in Eukaryota, Dinophyceae, Suessiales, Symbiodiniaceae. The record is from the annotation of a GenBank genome assembly.